Molecule: messenger RNA, 477 nt
Organism: Amaranthus tricolor (Joseph's coat)
Lineage: Eukaryota; Viridiplantae; Streptophyta; Magnoliopsida; Caryophyllales; Amaranthaceae
Exons: 1
Coding region: 1-477 (158 amino acids)
Source: RefSeq, a predicted model, not a curated record
AUGGAGGAUUGCAACACUCUUGUUUCAGAUUGCGUCGUAAUUUCAUGUUGUUGUGAAUGCUUAAUCCUUCAGCUCGUAAUCUUCAUGUUUAUACAACUUCCUUGUAGAGUAGCCAAGAAGACAAAGGAAUUCGCGAAAAGGAAGCUUAAUCGAAAGAAGAAACAAAAGAAUGGCGAAAUCAGAGUAGCGAAACAGUUUCAAGGAAUUGAUUAUGGUGAAGAUUUCAUGAAAUUGAUUGAAUUACAUGAUUGGAGUAGUUGUAAUCAAGAAAUUGAUAGGGUUUUAGAAGAAUUUUCUUUGAGAGGAGAAUUUGGGUUUGGGAGUUUUUGGGGAAAAAAUUCAAAUGUUGAAAAUAUGAAAUUUAAUUAUAAAUGUAAAUGUAAUAAGGGUUUGAUUAAGGAUGAUGAUUAUGAUUUUGAAGAAUUUGGGAGUCACGUUGUAAAGUUUCAUUUAAUUGAAGUUAUAAGACCUUUUUAA